Molecule: messenger RNA, 6980 nt
Organism: Mirounga angustirostris (Northern elephant seal)
Lineage: Eukaryota; Metazoa; Chordata; Mammalia; Carnivora; Phocidae
Gene: SLC6A6
Product: solute carrier family 6 member 6
Exons: 15
Coding region: 649-2832 (727 amino acids)
Biological process (GO): neurotransmitter transport; taurine transmembrane transport; sodium ion transmembrane transport
Cellular component (GO): plasma membrane
Molecular function (GO): taurine:sodium symporter activity; gamma-aminobutyric acid:sodium:chloride symporter activity
Source: RefSeq, a predicted model, not a curated record
GAUGGGUGAUGCUGAGAGCUGCCUGCUCAGACAACAGACGCGCGAGGUCAGGAAGAAGCCGCUUAUAAAUUACCGCUUCCUCCGCGCCGCCGCCAGCGCCGAGCUCCGGGCCCUGGCCGCAGCCCCGCUCGCUCGCCAGCUCCGAGCCCCGAGGACCGCGAGCCCAGAGACCCAAGCCACGCGGAGAAGGAGCGCGGAGCGCGGAGCCCGCGGGCCAGAGACCGAGCAGGAGGGCACCCCCGGCCAGUGGAACCGAGUGCAGCCGAGCGCAGCGCCGCGGCCACCCCAGGUACCCGAGGGACAGGGAGCCGGGCGCGCGGAGCCCCCUCCCUAUCCCUGCGCUCCCGCCAGCCCGGACCUCCCCGCCAAGCCCCUCUCGCCACCGAGGGAGGGACGGAGGGUCGCCCGCGCAGACCCGCUGGUCCAGAACAACAGCCCUUGCUGAGGAGCCUCCAAAACGGCCAGGAUGGUACCUAAGGAGCAUGCCCUUGGCAGACAUUCCUAAUCGAUCCCAGCCCUCCUACUCACUGAGCCUGUCCCUUGCCUGGAGUUUGUGGACACAGCGCUGGAAGGAGCCCCUUUGGAUCUAUCAGAGAAGUCUGGGAGGCUCUCCCUGGCUGCUGGAGGAAGCCUCUGGUCCAGAGUGCCAUGUGUCCUGGCUAUCGAUGCCACUUCAUCAGCCUGCCCAGCCCGUCCCUAGGGCCCUGGGCCCCUGUCACCUCUGUAUCCUGUGGCUCCUCACUUCCCCGUCCACCAUCACCUACUUCUCUGAUGUGUCCAGUCCAGCGGCUUGAAGCUAACUUAAAGGCACCAGGCCUGAUGUCACUUUGUCAGCUUGCUAAAGCAGAAAGCGAGGAGGACAUGGCCACCAAGGAGAAGCUGCAGUGUCUGAAAGACUUUCACAAAGACAUCCUGAAGCCAUCCCCAGGGAAGAGCCCAGGCACGCGGCCCGAAGAUGAGGCCGAGGGGAAGCCCCCUCAGAGGGAGAAGUGGUCCAGCAAGAUCGACUUUGUGCUCUCCGUGGCUGGCGGCUUUGUCGGCUUGGGCAACGUCUGGCGUUUCCCGUACCUCUGCUACAAAAAUGGUGGAGGUGCAUUUCUCAUACCGUAUUUUAUUUUCCUGUUUGGCGGCGGCCUGCCUGUGUUUUUCCUAGAGGUAAUCAUAGGCCAGUACACCUCUGAAGGGGGCAUCACCUGCUGGGAAAAGAUCUGCCCCUUGUUCUCCGGCAUCGGCUACGCCUCCAUCGUGAUCGUGUCCCUCCUGAACAUAUACUACGUCAUCAUCCUGGCCUGGGCCACAUACUACCUGUUCCAGUCCUUCCAGUCGGAGCUGCCCUGGGCACACUGCAACCACAGCUGGAACACACCACAGUGCAUGGAAGACACUAUGCGCAGGAAUAAGAGCCUGUGGGUCACCCUCAGCGCCAACAACUUCACUUCGCCUGUCACCGAGUUCUGGGAGCGCAACGUGCUGAGCUUGUCUUCAGGAAUCGACGACCCUGGCUCCUUGAAGUGGGACCUUGCUCUCUGCCUUCUCCUUGUCUGGCUGGUCUGCUUCUUCUGCAUCUGGAAGGGCGUCAAGUCCACGGGGAAAGUCGUCUACUUCACGGCCACUUUCCCGUUCGCUAUGCUUCUGGUGCUGCUGGUCCGUGGACUGACGCUGCCCGGGGCAGGCGCAGGCAUCAAGUUCUAUCUGUACCCCGACAUCAGCCGCCUCGAGGACCCGCAGGUGUGGAUUGAUGCUGGGACCCAAAUAUUCUUCUCCUAUGCCAUCUGCCUGGGGGCCAUGACCUCUCUGGGGAGCUACAACAAGUACAAGUACAACUCGUACAGGGACUGUAUGCUGCUGGGAUGCCUGAACAGUGGUACCAGUUUUGUGUCUGGCUUCGCAAUUUUUUCCAUCCUGGGCUUCAUGGCACAAGAGCAAGGGGUGGACAUUGCUGAUGUGGCUGAGUCAGGGCCUGGCCUGGCCUUCAUUGCCUACCCAAAAGCCGUGACCAUGAUGCCGCUGCCCACGUUUUGGUCCAUUCUCUUUUUUAUUAUGCUUCUCUUGCUUGGACUGGAUAGCCAGUUUGUUGAAGUCGAAGGACAGGUCACGUCCUUGGUCGAUCUUUACCCAUCCUUCCUAAGGAAGGGUUUCCGUCGGGAAAUCUUCAUCGCCUUCGUGUGCAGCAUCAGCUACUUGCUGGGGCUGGCGAUGGUGACGGAGGGUGGCAUGUAUGUGUUUCAACUCUUUGACUACUAUGCAGCUAGCGGUGUAUGCCUUUUGUGGGUUGCAUUCUUUGAAUGUUUUGUUAUUGCCUGGAUAUAUGGGAUGUUUUAUCUUCUCUCUCGUCAAGUACAUCCCUCUGACCUACAACAAAGUCUAUGUGUACCCCACCUGGGCCAUCGGGCUGGGCUGGAGUCUGGCCCUGUCCUCCAUGAUGUGUGUCCCCUUGGUCAUGGUCAUCCGCCUCUGCCAGACGGAAGGGCCGUUCCUCGUGAGACUCAAGUACCUGCUGACCCCGAGGGAACCCAACCGCUGGGCCAUGGAGCGCGAGGGGGCUGCGCCUUACAGCUCCCGCCUGGCUGUGAACGGCGCCCUCAUGAAACCGACCCACAUCAUAGUAGAGACCAUGAUGUGAGCUCUCGGGCGGACGGGCUGCUUCCCUGCUGUUUACUAACAUUAGAUUCUCAUAGGACCAGGUUUACAGAGCUUUCUAUUUGCACUAGGAUUGUUUUUUUUAAUUGUCACAGAAAAUGUUACUCUGUGUGUGUGUGUGCGCGCGCGUAUGUGUGUGUGUUGGGGGGUGUGUGUGCGUGUGGUGUUGUGCGUAUGUGUAUUUUGUUUUGAUUUGGGGAUAUUUUGUACAAAAAGAAAACCCACCGGCAGAUGUCCGGGGCAAGGCAGAGCUUUCGUAUUGAAUUAGAUGUAUUUUAUGGGAACUUGGUAAAUUUCUCUUUGUAUUUUUUUUUACGUAUAAUUAUAUAUACAUUUAGAGAUUGUCAUACACUUUUACCACUUGAAUUGAUCUUCUUGCCAGCAAUAGAUCUCGUUUUCAAAAGCAAUUCUUCGGUGCUUGCGUAGCUGGCAGAAAGUUCUGCCCCCCAAAACACAGGGUGGGAUUUUCCUGGACAGCAGACCCAUUUUAAAGGUGUAGUACCUUCCCAACCUGGUUCACGUAGAAGCACACAGCUGGGGAAGGGGAGGCCCCACGAGCUGGCCAGACCCAGAGGGGCUGGAGAAAGGAGGGCCACGAGAAGAUGCUUCAUUACACUUGUCUUAGCCAAGAAGAGAGAUGCCAAAAUAAUGAAUCCACCCCUCACAUCAAGGGACUGACUUAAAGCAGACAGAUGAGGCCGGACAGCGAAAGUCUGAUUCUCUAUAAACCGUUGCACCAAGAGCAAAAUCCCACCUAAUACUUUGAGAUUGAGGGUGGAUAGUCAGAAGGACCGUCCGACAGAUUGUCAGAACCAUUCAUCCGAGGGGGGGCCCGGCAAGAGCUCGCAGGAGGGCUUGGUGAGGAUGGUGCCCCGACAUUCAGGAGCCCUCAGGAGGCUGCCGGCGUGGCUGCCGCCCAGGGCAUCCCAGGUAGAGGUCUGAGGCCCGCCCAGCAGGAGCUGGCGGUCUCGGGGUUCCAAACCUCACACAGAUGGGGCUGUUGCAUUUUAAUGGGGUUCUUUAACCUUAAAGAACCUGGCCACUCCCCAGCUGACAUCUCUUGCAGCUGUGUGGGGGAGAGAAGCAUGAUGUAUUCGGUGAGGGACGAGGGGUGGGCCGGUGGACCAAAGGGUGUGGGCCCAGGCAUUCAGGGAGGCCUGGUGUCAGGGAGGGGUGCUUUUCUUUCCUCAUCUCUACCCCCUCAGCUCUGUCCUCAUCUCCCAGAGGCUGGGAGACUCCUGACAAGCUCCCCGCCCAGGCUGCCCCAGCUCCUCGCUGGGAGUGCCAAGAGUGCUUUUGGAGGCUCCCCGAGUCUUGGAUUCGGUGAAGUGCUCCCAAACCCUCCUCCCCGUUCGGGCACAAAAGCAGCCCUUGGUGACGACUCAGGAGGUGGUGAGGCCCUUCACGUCACAACCCCUGCAGUAGCUGGUGUUAGAUGCACACUACAUGGGGACCGAGGAGAGGAGGUGAGGGAGUGUUUUUUAGAAAGGUGGGAUUGUUCGGGGGGCUGGCACCCCAGAACUGGUUUGACCAAGAGCCUGAUUGAGAGUGGCAUUCCCCUCUGAACCAGGAGGGAAGGUACUCCACCUUUAAAAUCCUGACACGGAUGUGUCUCCACCCAAGCCCCCAUUUGGACCUAAACUGUGCCAUUUAAACUGUCACUUCCAAGUUCAGAGUCUAAACUAAACCGAAACAUUGUCACUCAAAGACGACAGUGACUGCCUCAUGGGGUGUGGAGAGUGAAGUCCAGCUCGGGUUUUCAGAGCGGGGGCUCUCUGAAUCCUGGAACCCUCUCCCCAAAUUCGGGAGGGGAGGAGCCUCUGGUGUCCCCCUCCCCCGGGGCAGAGGCAAUCCUGAACCUCUUCUCUUCGGCAAACAUUCACAUUUCACUGUUUCCAAAGCAUGUACUCUGCCAAACAAUACCCAGUCCUAUUCCAAACCAUUAACAAUUGUGUGUUCCUUUUUUUCUAUGUAUUUAUGGUUGCCGCUGUGUCUGAUUUUAUUUUUGUUGUUGUUUCCUAAUUUUACUGAGUAGCAAUGUGACCUAUUUUCCUUUGUCUCAUGGAACUUAGUAAACUAACCACUGUCGACGACUGGGGACAGGCGAUAGGUGGGGAUAAGGGGGGCUUGGCAAACUGUGGCUGCCUGGGCAUUUGUGGUCAUUUCAGGCUACAAUAUCUCCCCUCCGGUGAAAGGCUACAGUAUUUUGGGUUGGUAGGCAAAUUGCAACAUUCUGGAAAUGGCCUGAGAAAGGCUUCUUCCUAUAAGAUUCGCAGACCAAAUUCUAGACCAAAGACACAUGCAGACCAAGUCCCCAGGCCCUGCCUGGAAGGAAGGUCAGCCACUUUACCCAAGCCCGCUCCUCGACAAUCUCCCGGUGCACCUGUCUCCGGUUGGACCCUCUUGUCUACCCACCCUAGCCCUUGUGUAUCUGCAGAACUUGGCUCUGUGAGUACAAGGUGUAAUAAUGCGUGACUUUUAUAUGUCUCCACAUAAAGGAAACUUGUAUUUGGAGCUCAUGACUCUGGUCCUCCUGUCUCUGGAGAACAGGCAUUCCGCCCGCUCUCUGCCUUGGGAUGGGUCAGAAAUCCUGGUGCCCCCACGUAGCCCAGUCGGCCGGCUCUGAGAAGGGAUGCAAGGGAGAUGGUUAAAGAACUUUCUGAGGCUUCAGAAAUGGGUAAGGGCCUCAGGAUAAAUCUCACCCAGGGAGAUGCUUCAGCGAGCCUGACACGGGUCGUGUCAGUCCCUGCAGUGGACCUUCCUGCAUGGUCAAUGCCUCCCCAUCAACGCCCUUGUAAAAUGGGGGAAAUGAGGUCCGGGGUGAGGAAGAGACUGGGCACAGAGAGCAGGGACUGGAGCCAGACUGUCUGCAGUCAGUUCCAGCUGCUCCAGUUCUCCAAGGGGUGUGUGGCGAGUGGUGAGUGCAGCUCCCCAUGGUUCUCCCGGAAGACCAAAGACGAGCCUUUAUGAAAAAGGAAAGCGCUCUGUCCCCCAGCAUUCAGGGACGAGGAGAGCAGCACCCCCACCCUCUCACCAUCCUCGGGCCCGCCGGACCUCACGCUGCGGCUCCGUGGGACGGGUGACUGCACCCAACAACCCUCUGAGCUAGGAAUUGAGAUCCCGGUUGCAUGUGAGGAAACUGAGGCCCAGUGAAGCCAGUUGGUGUACAAGAGGCAGAAUCCUUUAGGCAAGAUUUAGCCUGAGGCCAUGCAGGACAUUCCCAGGGAGCAAGAAGUGGCCUUGGGGGAUUUCUGGGUGAUGCACAGCCCCCUCUGUGUACCUUUGUUCCCUCAUUCUCACCCCAGAUCCCCAGCACACACCCCCCCCCCCCCCGAGAAGGUGGUGAAGCACAAGGGGAGUGAGCCAGCCUCAGCCUAGCACGGGGUGAUCAGUGUCACCCAGGUGCCACCACGUAGUGGUCCAUGGCCCAGUCGGAAUCUUCCCAACACUGCCCUUCUGGACCAGGCAAUGCUCUGGGCAGCCAGUGCUAAAGGCAGAGGUGCCUUCCUUCCCCUCAAGCCUCAGACACAGGCCAGGAAGGAUCCAAGAGAAACAUCGAGGCCCCUCCGGCCCGAGACCCCAGUGUCAGGCAGCCCCAGGCUGGGCUGUCCACGUGGAUGCUGUACAUAGCACCGUGCAAAAAUCCAACAAGCACAAACCAAACCAAGUCCCAGAUAUGAAAACUCAGAGAGGGGCGUGAGCAACCCGGAAGCCAGAGAACAGCAUUUCCCUCGCCCCCAGCACCCUGUUGACGCCUGGCCCUCAGAACGCUCUUGUUUUAAUAGGAAGCUGUGUUUCAUUGUUCUCUUGUGGGUGUCACUACAGACGUGUUCUGACAGUUCCCUGAAGGAUGGAGCAUCUUGUUAUAUAUUUGGCUUCAAAUUGAGAUGUUGGCUCCAUUUCUUUCUUUUUUUUUCCCCAAUUAAUUUUCGAAUCCCUAGCAACUGUGACUCUGUAUUUAGCACAAGAGAAAGCUGAGAACGUGGGUCUUGCCUCCUUCCAGAAAUAUGUCUGGCUCAUCAGGACUUUUUUUUAAAACUUCAAAAUAUUUUUAAGAUAUUUUAAACUUUUGUAAAAAAAAAAAUCAACCAACGAGACUCUUCUGAGGAGGAACAUUUGUAUCUGAAUAAGAUCCUUGGUGUGUAAUUCAGUCUUGCAGUAUACAAGCUUUUGUGUAUAAAUGUUUUAUGAUAUGAAUCCCUGUAUUUUGCAGGGCUUUUCUUUUCCUCUUUUGCUUUUUAGAUAAAUAUGUAUAUCGAUAUUUUAAAUUCAUCUUUGCUUUUUUUUAGAGGAGUUUGUAAUCACCUUAUAACAUGAAAAUAAACAUUUCCUUUUUAAAA